Solenopsis invicta (red fire ant) is the source of this 1038-nucleotide messenger RNA. Its product is annotated as muscle-specific protein 20. The record is from RefSeq and is a predicted model, not a curated record. Gene Ontology annotation, molecular function: protein binding. The coding region runs from base 137 to 685 and encodes 182 amino acids. NCBI's taxonomy places the organism in Eukaryota, Metazoa, Arthropoda, Insecta, Hymenoptera, Formicidae. The transcript has 5 exons.
UAUAUACGCAGCGCGGCCGCAGUGGAGCGCACUUUUUGUGUUUGAGCUUGAGCUGCGGUGGAGAGGCUCUGCGCACGGCGUGCGGAAAAUAAUUUUCUGAAGAGGAGGCCCCCGACGAGAGUUACGCGGAUCCGCCAUGCCUGGACGCCCACUUUGGCAGGUUGCUGGCAAGCGUGAAGCAAGCCAAGAAGCUGAAGCCCAGCAAUGGAUGGAGACUGUACUUGGUCGAAGAUUUCCACCGGGCGUUAGUUACGAAGAUGCUCUGAGGGAUGGCGUUCUGCUCUGCAUGUUGAUGAAUAAAUUGCAGCCCGGCUUGAUUUCCAAGAUCAAUACAUCCGGUGGAGAUUACAAGAUGAUGGACAAUCUUAAUCAGUUCCAAAAAGCUUGCGUGAAAUACGGGGUACCUGACGUUGAUCUUUUCCAAGCUGUCGACUUGAUUGAACGUAAAAAUAUCGCUCAAGUGACGAAUACCAUUUUCGCCAUCGGACGAACGACGUAUAAGCAUCCGGAAUGGCGCGGUCCCUGGUUGGGACCGAGACCAGCGGAGGAGAACAAAAGGGCCUUCACGGAGGAACAGCUAAGGGCUGGGGAGGGACUCAUUGGUCUGCAAGCUGGUACCAAUAAGGGAGCUACACAAGCCGGGCAAAGCUUCGGGGCUACGAGAAAAAUACUUCUUGGAAAAUAAUUCCUAGAAUUCACUCUCGUUUCUUUUUUAAUCGCUCGUUAAAAAUAUUAUAUUAACGCGAUCUCUAAAUGGAUAUACCCGCCCCAUUGCAACGUGAAAAUAUUAGGAACGUUUAGUUACAUCGUACAUUCAGCGCUUUUGUGAAAGAACAUACGAAAUGUAUACAGAAACAAUUGAGUUUUAUAAUUCUUUUACGAUUAGAAGCCGCAGUAUAUCUGUCGCGCGAGAAAAGAAUAAACGCAUAAAUGUUAGAUACAUCACAAUUAUUGGGCUUUUCGGCGCGUUCACUUCUAGCACGAGUGUAUCCAACGAAAUGUAUUUUAUGAAGUAAUAAAAAUAUAUACGACAGUGCA